ACGUCAAAUGAUUAUGUUCAGAACGCUACUAGUAGUUAUCCUAGUGCCAAUACAUAUGGAGUAACAGGACAGCAACCACAAACAGCUUAUGGUCAAUAUAAUCAAUAUGGUACUACACAAAAUACUACACCAUAUAGCCAAUACCCGACUACCCAGUACGGUGCUUAUGGACAACCUACACAGUAUAAUCAACCAACUGCCGGACAGGUCGGACAGCCCACAGUACAGCCCACAGUACAACCUGUUAUUCAACCUGUUAUACAAGCUGUCGGUAAUCAACCUACUGGUCAACCGACACAAGUUGGAUAUUAUUCAACUCAACAAACCACAAUGGAUCCAACCAAAGUUGGAUCAGUAAAUGAAAUAAAACAAGAUCCUCAACCGAUAACCGCAACGCCAAACUACAGUUAUCAAUUUCCUUAUAAUUAUGGAACACCAUCUUCGAAUCAAUAUCCCUCUGUUGGUGCUGGACAAAUUCAAACAGCAACUGUUAGUCAAGCUGCCAGUGGAUAUCCGAUUUUAGGUGCUACUGCAACUGCAUACAGCUCACCUGCAACCCUCAACACUGGAACGACGGCUAAUACUGCACCACCUGGAAGUGGAGAUCAAACUAAUCUUCAAUAUCCAGGAUAUUAUACGCAACAAUAUUCACCAGAUCAAUAUAAUCAACAACCAAAUUAUUAUCAACAAUAUUUUCAACAACAGCAGCAGCAACAACAACAGCAGCAGCAGCAACAGCAAUCACAACAACCAACAGCAUAUAGUUAUCAAACACCUACUAAUCUUUCUACGGAGGCUCCAAAGUAUUGGUGAAAUAUCAUUGUCGUAACCUUGUCUUUAUUCGCGAGAAUUC
Molecule: messenger RNA, 853 nt
Organism: Rhizophagus irregularis DAOM 181602=DAOM 197198
Lineage: Eukaryota; Fungi; Glomeromycota; Glomeromycetes; Glomerales; Glomeraceae
Source: RefSeq, a predicted model, not a curated record